AUGGGCCCUGAUCUGCGGGAGGAGGAGAAGACGGAGUCCUGUGUCAAGAACGGCGAAUCACAAGCGUGUGGAACUGAGCGUGACGACGUCUAUCUAGAGGACAUGUUCGCAGAUCAUUGUGCCGUCAGCCGCCACUAUGAAUCUGAAUAUGACAUCUUUGGUGCCCGCCCGCUCACGGGCGAUCCACUUCUGUGGGAUGACAUCCGCUCAGAGAACAGCGACGAUUAUGUUGUGCAGGAGGAUUAUGAAUGCGCUAAGCUUGCAGGCGUGGAGACAAAUUGCCCAGGGAGAAACAUCCCGUUGCAGCUAGCGAGGAAAAUCGACAAGGCAUGGAUAAGGAGCAUCGUGGAACAGAACGAGAAAUACGACGCGCGGUGCCGGGAGAUUCUGCGCCAGGACGAGGGUGCUGAUCUCCCUCCUGCUCCUUUAGAUGUGUUCCCUGAGGCAACAGGUUUAUGCGUCCAAAGGGGUCGCUGCCACCACAUUGAAUACAGGACCCAUGAUACUUCCACCACUGAUUCAGAUCUUGGAUACGCCGAACCAGAAAUGAUGCUACAGAUAUUCUUUUUGCGCUUAUCAAGCUUCUCUGUGUCCUAUUCCUGCCCCAUCAGUAUAUAUGGAGUGUUCGCUGUUCGGGAUGUGGUGGAGCCACUGCGGAACCAUGUCUUCAACCGUUCCAGAGAUGACCCUGUCACGGUUGACCAGGAUCCGUUUACCUUGCCACUCUGUAGCCCUUGUCGAGGAAUGUACAUACCAUAUGACCUAGUAUUGCUAGAAGUUGAUCUUUGGAUAAAAAAGGAAGGGGAUGGGUCAGCCGACCAAAAAUUACUUUCCGCAUACCUUGAGCUGGAUGUCCGCACAGAACAGGAUGGGUUCAUAUAUGGUUUUAUCCCUGGGGACAAUGUCAGCUUGGAAAUAGACUGUGCCUGCCUUGCGCUGAGUGUUGAGGCAGUGAUCGAGGUCUCUGCAGAGGUUAGCAGUCCUUGCCAUGUGAGAUUCGUCGCUUUCAGCAGUGGCUAUGACAAUGAGAUUGUUCUCUUCGAUGGAAAGCUCACCGGGAAGAAGGUUUUCCAGCAUGUUGUUGCUGCGAAGACAGAGAGAGAAUUGAAGGUUCAGUUAGAGGUGGAGGAAUCAGUUUUCCAGUGGACUUUUGAGGGUGGAAAUGACGGAGUUCUUAGCUCCCCUGAUGACUCUAUGUUGAAGUACGGCCAGUUUGAUGUGGAGGUGUGUUUUUAUCCAACGACGGCCUAA
Molecule: messenger RNA, 1251 nt
Organism: Triticum turgidum subsp. durum (durum wheat)
Lineage: Eukaryota; Viridiplantae; Streptophyta; Magnoliopsida; Poales; Poaceae
Source: the annotation of a GenBank genome assembly